AUGCAUUGCCACAUCCACCACAACCCCAUGCAUUGCCACAUCCACCACAACCCCAUGCAUUGCCACAUCCACCACAACCCCAUGCAUUGCCACAUCCACCACAACCCCAUGCAUUACCACAUCCACCACAACCCCAUGCAUUGCCACAUCCACCACAACCACAUGCAUUGUCACAGCCACAACAACCCCAUGCAUUGCCACAUCCACCACAACACCAUGCAUUGCCACAUCCACCACAACCCCAUGCAUUGCCACAUCCACCACAACCCCAUGCAUUGCCACAUCCACCACAACCCCAUGCAUUGCCACAUCCACCACAACCCCAUGCAUUGCCACAUCCACCACAACCCCAUGCAUUGCCACAUCCACCACAACCCCAUGCAUUGCCACAUCCACUACAACCCCAUGCAUUGCCACAUCCACCACAACCCCAUGCAUUGCCACAUCCACCACAACCCCGUGCAUUGCCACAUCCACCACAACCCCAUGCAUUGCCACAUCCACCACAACCCCAUGCAUUGCCACAUCCACCACAACCCCAUGCAUUGCCACAUCCACCCCAACCCCAUGCAUUGCCACAUCCACCACAACCCCAUGCAUUGCCACAUCCACCACAACCCCAUGCAUUGCCACAUCCACCCCAACCCCAUGCAUUGCCACAUCCACCACAACCCCAUGCAUUGCCACAUCCACCACAACCCCAUGCAUUGCCACAUCCACCACAACCCCAUGCAUUGCCACAUCCACCCCAACCCCAUGCAUUGCCACAUCCACCACAACAAACAUUACAUACUUAGGACGCUUAAUAAGUGA
Coregonus clupeaformis (lake whitefish) is the source of this 813-nucleotide messenger RNA. RefSeq names its product histidine-rich glycoprotein-like. The coding region runs from base 1 to 813 and encodes 270 amino acids. The record is from RefSeq and is a predicted model, not a curated record. Lineage: Eukaryota; Metazoa; Chordata; Actinopteri; Salmoniformes; Salmonidae. The transcript has a single exon.